CGCCGGCUUUUCGGCGGGGAGGACUCGGCGGGGGGAGUCGGAGCGGGAGUUCUCCCCUGCUCCCCCUGCUUCGUGGGCUUGCUGAGCCGGGUCCGCCCCCCGUUAAUCCAGGAUGGCGUUUAAGGCUUCGCCCGCCUCGGCUUCUGGGCCGCGGCUCCGCUCAGCACUGGCGUGGAUGCUCCCUUCACCCGGCCUUUGGGGACUCAGUUGCUUUUUGAUGGCGGCAGCCGCUGCUGGGUGAGCGGCCGGAGACUGUGCAGUACUCCUCCCGUCGGGAGAGGAUCGCUUUCUCCCGCCGUCACCACCUCCGCGUUGGUGGCGGUGCUUUUCCCUCUUUAACUUCUCCGCCACGCUCGAAGGGACGAGAAGAUGCCACUGCCAUUUGGAUUGAAACUAAAACGCACCCGGCGCUACACGGUGUCCAGCAAGAGCUGCCUGGUUGCCCGCAUCCAGCUGCUCAAUAAUGAAUUUGUGGAGUUCACGCUGUCUGUGGAGAGCACUGGCCAGGAGAGCCUGGAAGCUGUGGCCCAAAGACUGGAGCUCCGGGAGAUCACUUACUUCAGCCUCUGGUACCACAACAAGCAAAAUCAGCGCCGGUGGGUAGAUUUGGAAAAACCUCUCAAGAAGCAGCUGGAUAAAUAUGCACUGGAACCGACCGUCUAUUUUGGAGUGGUGUUUUAUGUGCCUUCAGUUUCACAGCUGCAGCAGGAGAUUACCAGGUAUCAGUAUUAUCUGCAGCUGAAGAAAGAUAUCUUGGAAGGAAACAUUCCUUGUACAUUAGAACAAGCAAUUCAGCUAGCAGGCUUAGCUGUUCAAGCUGAUUUUGGUGACUUUGAUCAGUAUGAGUCCCAGGACUUUCUUCAGAAAUUUGCCUUGUUUCCUGUGGGGUGGUUACAAGAUGAAAAAGUAUUGGAAGAAGCAACCCAGAAAGUGGCCUUACUGCAUCAGAAAUACAGAAGGCUCACCGCUCCUGAUGCGGAAAUGCUGUACAUGCAGGAGGUAGAGAGAAUGGAUGGCUACGGAGAAGAGAGCUACCCUGCAAAGGAUAGCCAAGGCAGUGACAUAUCCAUUGGAGCAUGUCUUGAAGGGAUCUUUGUGAAACACAAGAAUGGAAGGCCUCCUGUGAUAUUUAGGUGGCAUGAUAUUGCCAACAUGUCCCACAAUAAGUCCUUCUUUGCAUUAGAGCUGGCCAAUAAAGAGGAGACCAUCCAGUUUCAAACUGAAGACAUGGAAACCGCAAAGUACGUGUGGAGACUCUGUGUUGCGCGACACAAAUUCUACAGACUAAAUCAGUGCAGCCUGCAAACUCAGACUGUCACAGUGAACCCAAUUAGGAGGAGGUCAUCUUCAAGGGUAUCCCUGCCUAAGCCCCAGCCCUAUGUGAUGCCUCCCCCACCCCAGCUGCAUUAUAAUGGACAUUAUACAGAACCAUACACUUCCUCCCAAGAUAACCUCUUUGCGACCAACCAGAAUGGAUACUACUGUCACUCUCUGACAAGUUUGGAUCGAGCUCAGAUUGACCUCAGUGGUCGGAUCCGAAACGGCAGUGUAUACAGUGCACACAGCACUAACUCCCUGAACAACCCGCAGCCCUACCUGCAGCCGUCCCCCAUGUCCUCUAACCCGAGCAUCACGGGGAGUGACGUCAUGAGACCCGACUACGUGCCGUCCCACCGGCACAGCGCCCUGAUCCCCCCGUCGUACCGCCCGACCCCAGAUUACGAGACGGUGAUGAAGCAGCUCAACAGAGGCAUGGUGCACGCCGGAAGGCAGAGCCACUCGCUGCGAAACCUCAACAUCGGCAACUCGUACGCCUACAGCAGGCCCGACGCGCUGGUGUACAGCCAGCCGGAAAUUCGGGAGCACGCCCCCUUCACCUCCCCGCAGUCGGCCCACUACCCGUUCAGCCUGAACUACAGUUUCCACAGCCCGUCCCCGUACCCGCACCCCGCCGAGCGGCGGCCCGUGGUGGGUGCCGUCAGUGUGCCUGAGCUGACCAACGUGCAGCUGCAGGCGCAGGACUACCCGGCCCCCAACAUCAUGCGGACGCAGGUGUAUCGCCCGCCCCCGCCCUACCCGCCCCCGCGGCCGGCCAACAGCACCCCGGACCUGUCCCGCCACCUGUACAUAAGCAGCAGCAACCCCGACCUCAUCACCAGGCGCGUGCACCACUCGGUGCAGACGUUCCAGGAGGCUAGCCUGCCCGUGGCGCACUCCUUGCAGGAGGUCAGCGAGCCGCUUACGGCCGCCCGGCGCGCGCACCUGCACAAGAGGAACAGCAUCGAGGUGGCCGGGUUGGCGCACAGCCUUGAGGGCCUGCGGCUCAAGGAGCGCACCCUGUCCGCGUCAGCCGCCGACCCGCCGCCCAGGCCCGUCUCGGCGGGCUCCCAGCCCGGUGGCUGCCCCGAAAGGGCUGAGCGGGACCAGGCGGACGAGCGGGGAGGCCUGGGCUACGGCCACAAGAAAUCUCUCUCUGACGCCACCAUGCUGAUCCACAGCAGCGAGGACGAGGAGGACCUGGAAGAGGAGAUCGCCUCGCUGGCGGUGCCCUUUCCCCGGGGCCGCCACUCCCCGGAGCAGCAGGCCGGCCCCUCCCGCGGCCCCUGCGCCCCCACCGCCGCUGCCCCGGGCUCCCUGCACGGCCGCGACACUGCGGCCGCGCUCGCGGAGGCCACCCGGCCCCGCAGAGAGGGGCUGCUCACGCCCUCCAUGUCCGAGUCCGACCUCACCACGUCGGGGCGCUACCGAGCCAGGAGGGACUCCCUGAAGCAGCGGCCGGUGUCCGAUCUCCUCUCGGGGAAGAAGAACGUUGUGGAAGGCCUUCCGCCGCUAGGGGGAAUGAAAAAGAGCCGGGUAGAUGCAAAAAAAAUUGGUCCUCUCAAAUUGGCUGCCCUAAAUGGACUCUCCCUAUCCCGACUGCCUCUGCCUGAUGAAGGAAAGGAAGUGCCCGCCAGAGCCACCAAUGACGAGAGGUGUAAAAUUCUGGAACAGAGGUUAGAACAGGGAAUGGUAUUCACAGAAUAUGAAAAAAUUCUUAAAAAACGGCUAGUUGAUGGGGAGUGCUCAACAGCACGACUCCCUGAAAACGCAGAAAGAAAUCGAUUCCAAGAUGUCCUUCCCUAUGACGACGCCAGAGUGGAGCUGGUCCCAACUAAAGAAAACAACACUGGCUACAUCAACGCGUCACAUAUUAAGGUCUCUGUCAGUGGAAUUGAGUGGGAUUAUAUUGCCACACAGGGGCCACUACAGAAUACCUGUCAGGACUUUUGGCAGAUGGUGUGGGAACAGGGAAUUGCCAUUAUAGCAAUGGUGACUGCAGAAGAGGAGGGCGGCAGGGAGAAGAGCUUCAGGUACUGGCCACGACUGGGUUCCCGGCACAACACAGUCACCUACGGGAGGUUUAAGAUCACAACGCGGUUCCGCACGGACUCCGGCUGCUAUGCCACCACAGGCUUGAAGCUGAAGCACCUGCUCACGGGGCAGGAGAGGACUGUCUGGCAUCUCCAGUACACCGACUGGCCCGAGCACGGCUGUCCCGAGGGCCUCACGGGCUUCUUAUCAUACCUUGAGGAGAUCCAGUCUGUUCGACGCCAUACAAAUAGUACCAGUGAACCAAGAAGUCCCAACCCUCCGUUGCUGGUCCACUGCAGUGCUGGGGUGGGAAGGACUGGCGUCGUCAUUUUGUCGGAGAUCAUGAUCGCCUGUCUGGAACACAAUGAGGUGCUGGACAUCCCCCGGGUGCUGGACCUGCUGCGGCAGCAGAGAAUGAUGAUGGUGCAGACCCUCUGCCAGUACACGUUCGUGUACCGAGUUCUCAUUCAGUUCCUGAAGAGCUCAAGGCUCAUAUAGGCUCCCACGGCUCGUGACGGGGACCCGAUGGUGGGACGCGAUGACAGCUGACAAGAGCGCUUGCCUGACUCGUGUCUCCUCGCGGCCACGAGUGGCGCCUGGACGGCGGCGCACGCAGGGAGCCAUGCAGAGCACAGGGCCAGGCAGGGGCUGAAGGAGACGCACGCGGUCCCUGGGGCCUUGCCCCCUCCCCUCUCCGACUUGCAGCACCUGCACGCUUCUUAGAGGCUGUUUGCUACGCAGCUCUCUGCUGUACCGAGGCUGUGCCGGGCGGCCUGGGCAGUCAGUAAGGCGUAUCGAUCUCUGUCUUGGACAUCUUGGAAUUUUAUGUUAUGACUAAAGUGUUUGGGGUUUUCUUGUUGAGAAACUGAACUUUCCAUGGGAAUGGUCCACAGGUGUGAUUGGUUCCUAUGUAAGUUUGUAUUUAAAACCAUGGUACUGUCUCUUGUUAUUUUUUUAAAAAACCUUAACAACUUAGUUACCAAACCCAAAACUACAAGAAGAAUCUAAAAGUGUUAUUUUGAAACAUAGAAAGCAUUUUUAUAUUCAGAAAAUUUUUUAUCCUAAAAUAUUCUAUAUAUUUGUACCUUCUCUAUUUUCCAAACGAGAGUUCAGCUCAUUAAGUUACUGAAAUGAAUCAGUUACUGUAAGAGAAAGUCGGGAAGGAAGGCACAUUAUUGGAAAUGUGAGACAAUACUCAGAAGUCACUAUUUUUUUUCAGUAUUAUUUAUAAACCUAAACGAGUUUGAUCUUAUUGGCAGAAACUGAAGUGAAAAACAAUUGCAUAGGUUGGUUUUAAGCACUUUGUUGUUAAAGACAAAUCUGAAUUUUAGUAUAUGUGUUGCCUGAUAGAUGAGACGGUAACAGUGAGUAUCCAGAAAUGUUUGGAAGAAGUAAGGGCUAAGCGUAUGUGGGGUGGUCAGGGCGAGAGUAAGUGCAGCGGAAAUGCAAGAUGGCAAACGCAAGAUGCCUUUGACAGAAGUACAGUAUUAACUCUGCUCACACUGAGAGGCUGGGAUGGAGAGAGGGGGCCCGGGGGAUGGCGGCUGAGCCCCCAGAGGGGAGGUACCCCCGGGAAGUUCACGUCACUCUCCGUGACUCACUUUGUUUCCUUAGAGUUCUUGUACCUAAACAUCUAUUCUUUUUUAAUAGUCAGGUUCAUAUUACCAUGAAAAGAAGCCUUGAAGAGGCUUUAUUUUCUUCUGAUUGGAAAAAGGGAAGAGUUAGUAAUAGUUUCACCCAUUUCCCAAAACUGCAGCCCAGACCACUUGUGGGGCCCCCAGAGAUCGCUGUGCUGUUCAAGAGGCGCUGGGGUUUUUAGCUCUCCGAUCCCCUAACUUCACCCCUGAGGUUAAUGUUAGCUUCUUGGUUCCUCCCCGCCCCCCACCCCCCCCCCACCCCCGUUCCGGUGCACCGAUCGCAUCCCGGUGGCUGAGCUAGAGAGGGAGAGUGUGGCCUUUGGUCAGGGCUGUGAGGGACUUGAGUAGGUAAGGACUUACUGGGUACGUUUCACUGCGGAGCCAUCUCAUUUUUCCUUCUGAGGCUGCUUCUCUAAAAUGCAGAGCUUCCAAAAUGCCGCAUCCAGGGCUAUUCCCCGAAUGACAGUGUCCAAGGGAUGGUUCUGAUUCCCACGUUCACUCCGAAGACGGUUUAACUCACUGUUGAACGUGACUGCCGAGUGUGUGUUGUCAGCUGGGAGACCCGAUUUGCUUCAUACGGUGUGGAUCUGCCUAUCUCUGGGUUACCCAGAAACCAGCCCUUCAGAGGGUCAUUCAGGACAUAGUAAUGAAAACGACUACUGGAAGUGGACACAUUGCUCACUUAGGGACAAGAUGUUAAUUUUAAACCUGAAAUUGUUUUAAGAGUCCUGUUUAAAUAACAGUAGACCCAAGUGUAAAUAUUGAGAAAGAGCUCCCAGAAUGGGAUAAGGAUUUUUAUGAUCAUAUUUCCCAUCUCCACACCGAAUAAAGGAUGGGAGUGUUUUCAGUGUUUUUGGGUUUUUUUCUUCCAUGGUACGUUUUUUUUUUUUUUUUAAAUGCUUUUCUGUCAGGUUUAAACAUUUUGAAGUGUUCCAUUGACAAGAACAUACUGUAAAACAAAAAUCUAAAGAGUAAUAUAUGGUAUAUUUGUGUUCCAGUUGUAAUAAUUAUAAGUAGAUUACUUCUGAGGGCGAAAUUACACUAUUUAAAUGUCAUUCUUAAAAUGUCACAUGUUUGACCAGCUUCUAAGACCCAUGUAAUUUUUUGUCCCUUUUGAAUAAACUUUUUCAGUUAGUGAAUAUGAAAGUAUUUCUGAAUAAAAAUCGACAUUACUGGACUUUGAAGUAAUGUGAUUUUCAAGAGCAAACUGUACAACAUUUAGGCUUCAUAGGUUUACCACCACCGAAUGGAGAAUGUUGCUGUCUGCCAAAGUUAUACAAUGCUUCGCUAUCUCAGUGUCUCUUUAGUUCCUUGAGAUUCUAAAUUUCAUAGCAAAAUUACCAAAAUGUACAUUUUCACAAAAAGUAGGUUACAAACCAGUGUUUUCCAAUGGAUUGAUUUUGGCAUCUCUGGCAUCAGUCUUCCUGAUUAGUGGGGUCUUUUGAUGAAAUAUUCUCCUGAGAGUUUUGAGCACAGAAAAGUGUUCAUUUAGAAUGUUAAGUGCAGUCAUUAGUAAUUACUUUCCUCUGGAACACCUACUGUGAAGUAUUCUGAAAACCCUAGUAUUUAGCCUUCAAAACCCUUUGGCAGAAUAAAAACAGAAGGUGGCUGGACCUGUCCUUCCUUUGAAGCUUCCAGAAAGAGCAAGGUCUAGGCAGAGACACAGAGGAAGAGUGUGUCAGGGGGGAGGGUUGAGUGAUGACAUUAAUCAAGGCCAACUUUUCUGAGAAGCUUUCAUCGUCAGAAGAAAGCCCCUUUAGGAUGGGUUGAUAUGUUAAUAUUCACAACAUUUAGAAGAUACAUAUGUAUAUGUUAUAUAUAUAAUAUAAAACCUCAUGUUUUAAAAUGUACAACUGGAGGUCAGCUGCACUGUAGGAACAGGUUUGAGAUUUGCAUGAACAAAUGGAAGCAAGAAUUGCUGUUUGUUGUAAAUUGUUUUUAAAAUCAGACUUUUAAAGUUUUAAUUUAUUUAUUCAUUUUAAGCAAUCUCUGCACCCAACAUGGGGUUCAGAUUCAUGACCCUGAGAUCUGGAGUCACAUGCUCCUUCGACUGAGCCAGUCAGGUGCCCCUAAAAUCGGACUUUUUAAAGGAACUCUUCGGGAUAUAAAUUUAGGGAACUUCUUUCCCAUCAAGAUUUCAUGUGGAGCAAGCUAAAACUAUCUUUUUUUUUUUUUCCAGUUUAAAGUUUAUUUUAAAAAAGAGAUCUAAAUUGGAGGGGCUCUUUAUUGAGCUGAGAGACAUUUCAAAAAUAGAGGAAUAAGUACAGUAAGAAUUUGCCUGGAAAAACAUUUCUCAAAAGAACAUGACUUUUUCAAACUCCUCUAGAUAAGGGCUCUGUUCCAGUAUCUACAAUUAUAGAGAAAUGAGGAAAAAUCUGAAAGUCCAGUUAUUUAAAGUUUGCACGUGUUGGGGAUGAGUGGAUUGAGGAUUUUAGGAAACCAUUGACGGGGUCCUCGGGCGGUUAAGGUGGCAUAGUUUUCUGUAUAUUACAGUCAGUUCCCAAAUAAAAAUUAUGCUCUAAAA
Callorhinus ursinus (northern fur seal) is the source of this 7512-nucleotide messenger RNA. It is a transcript of the gene PTPN21, whose product is annotated as protein tyrosine phosphatase non-receptor type 21. Gene Ontology annotation, cellular component: cytoskeleton; cytoplasm. The record is from RefSeq and is a predicted model, not a curated record. Gene Ontology annotation, biological process: protein dephosphorylation. Lineage: Eukaryota; Metazoa; Chordata; Mammalia; Carnivora; Otariidae. Gene Ontology annotation, molecular function: protein tyrosine phosphatase activity.